Molecule: messenger RNA, 1548 nt
Organism: Lithohypha guttulata
Lineage: Eukaryota; Fungi; Ascomycota; Eurotiomycetes; Chaetothyriales; Trichomeriaceae
Exons: 2
Coding region: 1-1548 (515 amino acids)
Molecular function (GO): aminopeptidase activity
Source: RefSeq, a predicted model, not a curated record
AUGGCCAUCAUCAAAGACGGCGAGCUUGCAGCAAAGCACGUCUGGGGUUAUGCCAAUAUCGAUACAAGAGAACCAAUCACGCCUCAGACCAUAUUUCCUAUCUGUUCGAUCUCUAAACAAAUGGUCUGCCUAGUGCUCACAGAGCUGAUAACAGAACGCGGCGCGCAAUUCGAACAAGCAGUCUUACAGACUGUACGUGAGAUGUUGCCAGAUUCCAUAAGCACUAAUGAAGAUCUUACACUUGAACGUCUGGUCGGCAUGCAAUCUGGUCUACGUGACUACUGGAUACUGUCAGUGCUCUGGGGUGCGAGACCGCAAGAUCGCUUUUCGAUUUAUCAAGAUGCUCCAGAAGCACUCAAACGGCUUGGUAGUUUUCAUUUCGCCCCGGGCACGCAGUUUUCCUAUUCGAAUACGAAUUUCAUGGUCGUUGGUCUAGCUAUAGAGAAAGUGACGGGCCAAACACUGAACGAUCUGCUUCAGUCAUUACUGUUCAAACCUGCUGGAAUGAAAAGUGCCGGACUUCGCGCGGACAUGGCCCGCAUUCCAUCGCCUAUUGUAGGCUAUGAGGGUAGCGAGGAGACAGGCUAUAUUCCGUACACGAAUCGGAUCGAAUGGGCUGGAGAUGCGGGUGUGUCGGCAAGCCUUGAUGAUAUGAUAGCCUACGAGAAGUAUAUCCAUCGUUCUUCGACUGAUGAAAAUAGUGCGUACUUCAAAAUUGCCACAGAUCCGACGUAUAUCGAUGGUUCAUCUGCUCACUACAGCAAUGGCCUCUUCCACCGCGAAGUAGAGGGAGUCAAAGUGGUAGAACAUAGUGGUGGUCUGGCUGGUUUCCGAUUGCGCCGUUCAUAUAUGCCUAGCGAGCGAACAUCUGUCAUCGUCCUGCUCAACAGCCACAUCGAUACGACCGUUGUCGCAAGCUAUACUUUCAAGAAGAUUCUCAAGGACACGCCGUCAAUCGAGAAGCUCCAGGUUGCAAACGAUAAGCCUGCAGAAACAAGAGUAGAAGUGAAGUGGACCAGCAGCUACCUGGACGAAGGGACCAAGCUUGCAGUAGUAGUGAAGCAGGACAAACCAGGCCAAGUCAUAGUCAACUACGACGGUCACCACGAGACCCUUGAAAUAUUGAACGAGAAUGAAGCAAAAGGAAAUUUCAUGCAAGUUCGCUUCGGUAGUAAUGGUCUAUCAGUCGUUCGACCAUUCGAGAAUCGCAGGUUUACUGCUCGACCACUUAGGGCAGUACCAGCAUCCACUGAUGCUCAAGAGUUUGUGGGCAGGUAUUAUAGCAAAGAGAUCGACUCGACACUCCUUGUUAGUGGUAGUGGCGCUAUGCUGUACGGUGCUUUCGAUGGCUAUCUGGGGAAAGGGCCGAUGCAUGUGAUGCAACGUCUUGGUGAGGACGUGUGGUGGCUUGCUUGUUUCAGAAGUCUUGAUGCGCCUGUACCGGGAUAUUGGACAGUCGCUUUUGAUGGCCGCCGUUUCGAGGGCUUUAGUAAGGUGACAGUCGGUUGUAUGGGUGCGAGAGACAUAGCGUAUCAACGGGUGAGUUGA